Gasterosteus aculeatus aculeatus (three-spined stickleback) is the source of this 3841-nucleotide messenger RNA. The record is from RefSeq and is a predicted model, not a curated record. Lineage: Eukaryota; Metazoa; Chordata; Actinopteri; Perciformes; Gasterosteidae.
AAACAAGACAACAAUCUAUUUAGCUUCGCUUUAACUAAUGCCUCUAAGAUCAACUUUAGAAUCCAUGCAUACUAAACCUCCUGCUUCUAUUUAAGUUAUCUGACCUCUCUUAGUCUAAACUUUCUGACUUUCUAUUUAAAAAAAGUCAAAUUGAUUUACAAACAAUUUAUUUUGGGAAAACCCAUGAUGCAGGGCUGUCGUGUGGCUUAUAGGAGGCGUGUUCAGUUCAGGUGUGCACACUUUUCAUUCUUCCAAUAAGUAGACGGAACAUAUUGUCUAAUAGACUGCAAUACUAGCUGAAACAUGCAAAGACUAUCAAUUGGAUCUAGAUGAAACCCCGAAACAUUCGGCAGGUGUGUGAUGAAGUCACUUUAAGGAAUAAACAUUCAUGUUUUUGGUAAUAUUUGGGUAUAAUACAAACAGACUGUUGCCAGAGUCAAAGAGGUUAUGAGCGUGUUAAUAUCCCAGCCUAUUCCGAUCAUCACCAUCCCUAUUAGAACUAAAUGGGUUUUUCAAAAUUAUGUGGUUUAAUUAUCAUUACUGUGAGUAUGGGAAAUACAAUUAUAGUAAGAAAAUGCGUUAGAUUCCUGUUAAGUCUGCAGCAAUAAGACAGGAAACACGAUAGAAGUUAUUUUCUAUCUCAAUAAGGAUAUCAGGAUUAAGCCAUUUUUUCUCUGAUUUAAUAAAUAAUUAUAAACUUAAUAACCAUGUAUAGUUUUGUAUAACUGUGCAAACUGAAAAAUUACUUGGCAAAUGCAAAAGUGAGUAUGUUCUCCCUUAAUUAAUUGAAAUAAGAAGCCUUCAUUAAAAAAUAAUUGUUUUAAAAUGUUCUUGUUAGUAAUUCAAAUCAGGUGACUUUGUCACAAUAUGAUAUAAUGAAUUGAAAGACCAUACACUAUCAUCGUGUUUUAUUAGAUAUAGUUCAUCAUAUUUUUGGUUUUAGAGAAGUUCAGACAUAUCUGAAUGGGGAGUAAUUCUACAGCUUAACAAUUUACCUUUCAUCCCUGUAAAAAAUGAUAUCUGACUGAGUACAUGGGAAAGGACACAUCUUGGAAAAGAUCAUUCUGGACAGAAUAGACAAUGAUGUGUGGAAAUGUAAUUUUGUAUAUGAGUCGGUCAUUUAAAUGUGUAUAAUUAUAAUUAUCUCCGAUAUUCAAUGUCAUCACACCUUUAAAGCACUCCUUAAAGAUAUACAGGCAGAUUGUUGGAGCGGAAAGCGUCUCCACCACUGGUUUAUUGUCAACCCUUGUCACACACCCUUGUCCCACGCGUAUUAACAUGGCAGCGUUUAAAGUAAUUGACGUGGAUUAAAAUUGGAAUCAAAACUUUUCAGGAUUAAUAAUUAGAUGGAAGACCAUUGAUGCCUGCCAGCUACAGAGAGUGGGGCCUUUUGCUCCCUACAGGGGAAGACCUAUCGAAGCUCCCUCUAGUGGUGGAGACGUGCGUCGACGAGUCGCUGGUAUUGCAGGUUGAAAGUUCUCAAAGCUCCAAUGAUCUAAUUCCUUACAAGUAGAGUCAAUGUAAACCAAUACAAAACGUAGCAAAUGUAUUUAAAAUUCCAUGGAGGUUUGAAAAAGAGGCCUAGUGACCCGUGCUCAUUCAUUUUCAAACGUUUGUUUUGCAAAAUGCACUUCUGCAGGUUCUUAGUGUUUUGUACUUUGGAUAGAAUAUAGAUAAUUUAUAACUAAUAAAAUAACGUUUACAGAGGGCUGCCAUGCUUUGAUUUAGAAGCAUGUUGGUUUUUCAUUGCCUCAGCAAAGUGAAGGCAUCUUCAUCAACUUGGCAAAAGCACCCCAGACCUCCUUGAUGGCCGCAUCGAACCACUGAAAAAGUGUCACGCGGAACGCCCAAGACGCACAAGCGAGCGACCAUUUUUACCAUUACCAAACACCCGUGGGGCUUGUUGUGAUUAGGCCGAAUUUAUUCUUGCCAUAUGUCUGACGUGCGUUGGCCCCCCAGAGAUGAAGACGCGUCCAUCCUGAGCAGGAUUUAUCUAUAAAUGCGACGCGCUGUGUCCGUGUUGCCGCGGAGCGCCAAGAUGCUUCUAAACGCCACCAUCCCUCUGUCGGUGAACUUCGACACCUGGGAGGACUACCUCAUCUUCACCUUCCACAUCCUGUUCGCCACGUGCGCCGUGCCGAUCGCCGCCUCGGUGGUCGUCGCCAUCUCUUGCACGCGCUCCCUGCGCGGCCAGAACCGUUUCAUCUUUAUGCUGAACACGAGCGUGAGCGACACGCUGACCGGCUUCUCGGUCUACUACCUCGGCCUCUUCGACGUCCAAGAGGGCUACCCGUCCAGAAACGGGACCUACUACAUCUUCCCCUCCUUCCUCGGAGUCAACGUGCUGACCUUCCUCUUCGCCCAGUUCGACCGCUACUUCGCCGUGUGCCACCCGUUCUUCUACAACCGCCACGUAACCCGAGCUGUGGUCAUCGGGAUCUGCGCCUUCUGCUGGAUCUACACGUAUUCCAUCCUCACCGUGCAGAACCUUGUGCCCAUCUCGAAGGCGGCGCAGAUCAACGCGUUCGGCGUGAUGACCCUCCAGAUCAUAGUUUUCGUCAAGGUGUUGAUGACGAUCAAGCUGUACAUCAUAGCCCGGAGCCACCUGGGGAGGGAGGUGCCCAGCCCGGAGCGCGACAACAAGAAGGAGUCGCUGCGCGUCAUCGUGUUCGUGGUCAUCUCCUUCCUGGCGCUGUGGUGUCCGUCCUUCAUCAACAUAAUAGUGAGGCAGCUGACGCAGAAAGGUAUGAGGUUCAGGAACGAGGCCACCAAUCUGUUCGCAAGUAUGGCCCGCCUGAACGCGCUCGUGACCCCGUCAGUGUACAUCUGGGGCAGCCCGGCGCUGCGGGGGGCCGUGUGGAGGACUGUGUGGCGGAGGGUGUUCUGCUGCCGCCGGAGGGCGAGAAUCGGCUUUCACUUGGACGGAGUGAGGAAACAUUGAUGAUGAAACAGCAUCAUGAGGAGAAAUUGUUGAAGAGAAUUACUCUCUCAUCUAUACCGGAUAUAGGUCAAACGAGAGGUAUUUCAGGCAAUCAAUACAGGGAUAUAGACUCAGACAUUUCUUACACUUCUUUUUGGAAACAAUAUUUUAUUCACAGGAAUCAAUAAACUGGUUAUAUUUGUGAUAAAAGCCAUUGCAAAAUUACAGAAUAACACGUAAGGUGUUUUUUUAAACAACUAUCUCUGAAAUAAUCAUCAUUUAUUAAAAAAACAUUCCGUCAUGGUUCGUCGUGACCGCUGGCCAGGGCGCUGAUCCCGCAUCAGGGCGCACGAGCUGACGUUUAAUUGUUCGGAACCACAGGGGCCCGAGUUUGCCGGUAUAAAGCUCGCUUGGUUUCUCUGAUGUUUGGGGGACAAUCUAUCUUUGUUUGCAACGUUUGGUUGAACCAAAAACUUUGAAGUGGAGCUCUCCUUGGUUCUGGAUUGAGGUUUUUUUCACUUGACGUAGAGUUCCUUGCAGUUGCCCCGUCGCAGAUGAUGUGAACACAGUUGCAUUUGAAAUGUAACUAAUGUCACAGUAACCUGGUAAAUGUAAAUCAGAUGCUUAUUAUUGCAGAAUAACGAGGAGCAGGACGGCAGCGUUCUUCCACAGCAGGUUGUUCGUACUUCCAGGCCCGCGGUAUUGCGCUGCUUGUAGUUUUUGUGCCUAUCCUGUCUCUUAAACAAUGACAUUCAUUUUCAUUGUUAGUCAUUUACAAAAUCAAGUAUGUUAUGUCUGUAUGGUCAAUAUGAGGAUACUGUUCAAAAUGUUCAUGUAUAUUUAAUACGAGACAAGUCAUUUUUGUAUGCAUUAUCGAAUGGUUAGUCAUUGUGUUCUAUAAAUAAAAUACUAAUACUAUUU